This is a messenger RNA of Lagenorhynchus albirostris (white-beaked dolphin), 9198 nucleotides long. RefSeq names its product nuclear factor I A (gene NFIA). The record is from RefSeq and is a predicted model, not a curated record. Gene Ontology annotation, molecular function: RNA polymerase II cis-regulatory region sequence-specific DNA binding; DNA-binding transcription factor activity, RNA polymerase II-specific. The transcript is spliced from 11 exons. The coding region runs from base 343 to 1872 and encodes 509 amino acids. Gene Ontology annotation, cellular component: nucleus. Lineage: Eukaryota; Metazoa; Chordata; Mammalia; Artiodactyla; Delphinidae. Gene Ontology annotation, biological process: regulation of transcription by RNA polymerase II.
CGGAGGCGGGCGCGCGGGCAGCUCGCGGGCACCCGGCCGGCGGGCGCGGGAGCUGGAAAGGGUGCGCUAUGCCUUUAACGCCCGCGUACAGUAGACAUGUAUAGUGGAGUGUAGGGAAACUCUAGGCGGGGUUAAAGUUCAGCUCAUGGAGCGGCAAUAGCGCUGGCUGGCUGCAGUUGAGCCGAGUUGGAAAUGUGAACGCAAGAAGCAGGCUUGAUUUUUUUUUCUCCCCCCUUCUCUCUCUCUCCUCCUCUCUCCCUCUUUCUCUUUUCUCACCCGCACUCACGCACACCUCCAAACCGCACACCCAGACGCACACGCACACCCCACCGCCGGGCAGUGAUGUAUUCUCCGCUCUGUCUCACCCAGGAUGAAUUCCAUCCUUUCAUCGAAGCACUUCUGCCCCACGUCCGAGCCUUCGCCUACACAUGGUUCAACCUGCAGGCCCGAAAACGAAAAUACUUCAAAAAACAUGAAAAGCGUAUGUCAAAAGAAGAAGAGAGAGCCGUGAAGGAUGAGUUGCUAAGUGAAAAACCAGAGGUCAAGCAGAAGUGGGCAUCUCGACUUCUGGCCAAGUUGCGGAAAGAUAUCCGACCUGAGUACCGAGAGGAUUUUGUUCUUACAGUCACAGGGAAAAAGCCUCCGUGUUGUGUUCUUUCCAACCCAGACCAGAAAGGCAAGAUGCGAAGAAUUGACUGCCUCCGCCAGGCAGAUAAAGUCUGGAGGUUGGACCUUGUUAUGGUGAUUUUAUUUAAAGGUAUUCCGCUUGAAAGUACUGAUGGCGAGCGCCUUGUAAAGUCCCCGCAGUGCUCUAAUCCAGGGCUCUGUGUCCAGCCCCAUCACAUAGGGGUUUCUGUUAAGGAACUCGAUUUAUAUUUGGCAUACUUUGUGCAUGCAGCAGAUUCAAGUCAAUCUGAAAGUCCCAGCCAGCCAAGUGACGCUGACAUUAAGGACCAGCCAGAAAAUGGACAUUUGGGCUUCCAGGACAGUUUUGUCACAUCAGGGGUUUUUAGUGUGACUGAGCUAGUAAGAGUGUCACAGACACCAAUAGCUGCAGGAACUGGCCCAAAUUUUUCUCUCUCAGAUUUAGAAAGUUCUUCAUACUACAGCAUGAGUCCGGGAGCAAUGAGGAGGUCAUUACCCAGCACAUCCUCUACCAGCUCCACAAAGCGCCUCAAGUCUGUGGAGGAUGAAAUGGACAGUCCUGGUGAAGAGCCAUUUUACACAGGCCAAGGGCGCUCCCCGGGGAGCGGAAGUCAGUCCAGCGGGUGGCAUGAAGUGGAGCCAGGAAUGCCAUCUCCAACCACACUGAAGAAGUCGGAGAAGUCUGGUUUCAGCAGCCCCUCCCCUUCGCAGACCUCCUCCCUGGGAACGGCAUUCACACAGCAUCACCGACCUGUCAUUACAGGACCCAGAGCAAGUCCACAUGCGACACCAUCAACUCUUCAUUUUCCAACAUCACCCAUCAUCCAGCAGCCUGGGCCUUACUUCUCCCACCCAGCCAUCCGCUAUCACCCUCAGGAGACGCUGAAAGAGUUUGUCCAACUUGUCUGCCCUGAUGCUGGUCAGCAGGCUGGACAGGUGGGGUUCCUCAAUCCCAACGGGAGUAGCCAAGGCAAAGUGCACAACCCAUUCCUCCCCACCCCCAUGUUGCCACCACCGCCGCCACCACCGAUGGCCAGGCCUGUGCCUCUGCCGGUGCCAGACACAAAGCCUCCGACCACGUCAGCGGAAGGAGGUGCCGCGUCCCCCACCUCACCAACCUACUCGACACCCAGCACCUCCCCCGCAAACCGAUUCGUCAGUGUUGGACCACGGGAUCCAAGCUUUGUAAAUAUCCCUCAACAGACACAGUCCUGGUACCUGGGAUAAAAGUCACAGCGUCCCACCAUCCACCAGACAGACCACCUGACCCCUUCUCAACUCUGUAACAUGGACGCAUCCUCAACCCAGCGCAGUUACACCUUCACUGUCACUGGAAGGGGAGAAUCAAAUCAACUUGUACAUGGAAACAGCGAGCAUUAUGGUCCAACAGCAAAGGCCAUAACCUUUUGGGAUUUUUUUUUUUAAUACUUUAGGGACUGUUGUAAUUUUCUCAUAUGGUGCUGGAAAUGGUUGGGCUUUGUAACAUUUGAAGUGUUUUCCGUGGUAGCGUGAGCAUUAGGCAGUGUGGCUGGAGAAGGUCUACCCUUGCUCACUGACUUCCCGUUGUGACACACUUUCUUUACGGAGCCCGGCUGUUUCACAGUAUUUCAUGAAUUUACCCACACAGGUGUGAGCCUCCUUGAGCAGUCAGGAGACACAUGGAGAACUAAGUCUUUUGUAGUAGCUGAGAUCUGCAAUAUCUAACUUACGGGACAGUCAAAGGGCAAUGUUUUUCUGUAACAUAUUGGAAAAAGAAAACGCAGUUAUGUUCCUUUUUUAUUUUUUCUUUUAGUUUGGUUUGGUUCAGCAGUCAGCAGUAAACUAGAUAACAUGGCCCGGAAGGACAGUGAAUCCACUCACGUUGCAGAAUAAUUCCUAAAAUGGCAAACUACUACUACUACUAUUCAGUUUUUUAAAAGUUUUGAAAUGCUGCACUUACAUUUAAAAAAAAAAAAAAACAUUUUUUCAACAAUUUCAACAAUGACACACAAAUUCACAUGGAAAUGGGGAAGAUGGUCUGUUUUGACAGAAACUGACAGGAAUCAAUCAAAACAAUCGAAUUUUGAAUUGAGUAAAGUGCAAUUUCAUUGGAUAGCUAAAUAUCUUUGUAAGAUAGAGAUUGUUGAAAAUUCUAUUUUUGUUUUUCAAGUCCUUCCACCCCAGGACUCUAAAUUAUUGGGGUAAAAAACAGCCUUGCAAGAAAAAGGGGAGCUAUUUUUGCUUUUUAUGUUUUUUAUUGUUAAACUUGUAUCCCUUUAAAAACUGAAGGAAAAUUUAAAAAAAAAAACAAAAAAACAAAUCUAAUGGUGCUUUUACCACAAUAUGUUAACUACAUUAAAUGCUAAUUAAUUAUUUUCUGUUAUCAAAGCACAUAACUAAAAUGAAAUCAUGGUAUCUGUUAAUUUUAUAAGCUAGAAGUCACUAUAAUGGAUUAUGCCAAUUCUGAAAAUUUUUACAUGUAUCGGGCAACAUAGGAUUUAUCAGUUAUCAGACACUUCAUUGUUCCAGAGAUUGUCCAGAAAUUUUAAAGACCUUUGCGCCCCUGAACUGGGCUAUGGGAAAAUAAUAUUAAUAAUAAUAAUGAAACCAAUACUGACACAAAUGCUGGUGCCCAUUCAGAUCAAGGGUACUUGUUAGGGAAAAAAAAAAGUUUGCACCCCCAAAUGUCCUGUAUCUUAUGUAAAAAAAAAAAAAACCACAAAAAACAAACAAAAAAAGAACAAAAAAAAGUGCAAGUGAUUUUUCUACCAGACAGCGAAGCACCCCUUUGCUUCCCAUGCAACUUCAAGAAGGUUUCCUAUACUAUACAUAUAUAUACGUUCUGGUUGGCAAGCCCUGCUGAUCAGAGAAAGUCUCUGCAUGUUCUAGUGUUAGUAACUAAUUUUUAUAUAGCUAAUGUAGGAUAAAGUAGAGUGCAUUAAGACACAAUAUUGUAAUCCCUACUCUAGGCACUUGCCUUUAAACUAUGUUUUUCAGCCCUUCAGAAGGGUUCUACUACUGUCCUAUACAAUCAAGUAACUGAAAUUCUUGGGAAGACACUUUGCUCCUCAUCUUUCCCCCCCGAAACGAUGUUGUUUUGUUUUGUUUUUUUUCCUUAAUUUGCACGAAAACAAAAAUUCCAUAUCAAUGUGCCUUGCCCUGGAUAGCGAUUAUUUGUGGAAUUGUUGCACAUGCUCCUCUAUUGAAAGGGGUUUUUCCCUAGUCAAGCAUUUGGAGACACUUUUUGUAAAUGUGACUUUUAUGUCAGCCAUUGUCAGUUUCAACAUCUAGAACUAAAUAGAGAGUUAGUUGUUCCGCAGAUAGGAGUAGUCUUUAUUGUCCUCUGUGGUCAGUGGCAGUGCUAUUCUGAGAUCUGUAGAUGCUUAGAAUAUCAGUAUUUUGGAUGUUGCUGCAUUUUACAAUUUAUUUGGAGUCUUCCUUUAUUCCCCUCCCCGCCCCCAGAUAUAUGAAAAUAUGCAAUACCUGCUUAUAUCGUGUAGAAAAGCUUAGCUAUGAUUAAUUUUUCUUUUAUUUUUUUUAUUUGACCAAAGUCGGUGCUGCACUUGACGCAGUGUGUUUUAGGUGUCUGUCUUUGUACUUUAUUUGUGAUUUUUGAAUGCACGUGCGCAGGAAGGGCUCCUCUUAGAGAAGCAGUCAAACUGUGAAGCACUAAGCUGACCCUGCUUCAAGCAAUUUUGUUUUUACAACUGUUCCUUUCACAAGCAAGCCUUAAAAAAAAAAAAAGACAACUUCCCUUUUCUUCAGCUCCCACACCCCAUUUUUCUUAGCAGACUGCAGUCAAUCCACAUUCAAUACAAAGUAUAUAAUGCCCAUUUUUAUAUGCACGUUUUUAAACUUCCAAGUUCUGAAAAUUGUUUACUGGUUAUCUCUAUUUAAGGAAAAAAAAAUAAAAUAAAACAUUUUGGAUUUUCAUAUGUGUCUGAUAAGUGGUUGAAUAGUCGUUUGGCGCUGUUGUAUGGUGUGAUUGUCAGUAUAUGGUGUCACUUCCUCUAGCCAGCCAGCAUACUUUGCCUUCCCCUAUAGCACUUAGCUGGGCAUUACUUUAUUAUGACAUAUGUGCACUAAAAAAAGAAAAAAGAAAAAAAAAAGAAAAAAAAUAGCAGCUUUCAGUGCUUCACAGUGAAGGGAAAAAAGCCUAGACAAACAUUUUGUCAGAACCUUGCGAUAAGCCAAGGUAUUACCAGUAAAUUGGUUGUAUAUACAAUAAAAUUGCACCCUUUUUUUAAAACAAAACAAACUAAGCAAUAGUUUGGGCAGUUUUAGUUGUUUUUAGUGAGCAUGUUGUAGUCAUGACUGCAAAGAGAGAGAUUAACUGCCCACUCAGAAGAUAUGUAAUUUGUAUUGUUGUAUAGUUUUAUUGAUUACACUGAUUUAUUCUACCCUAUUUUAUAAUGCAGGACUUUUGUAAUGUUGUUUAAAUGAGGAAAAAUUUCUGUCAAAUUAGCCUAGUGAAAUUUCUGAUUGUUCAUUAUAAAGGCAGCGUUCAUAGAAUGGCUUUUCUUUCUUUCCUGCCCCCCCUCCCUUUGGGAACUGGAUUUAAGUUUAAAACUUUCCUGUUUCCUUUUUUUUUUUUUGUAAGUAUUUAAAUACAGUUAUUUUUUCUCUCUCUCAAUGGUAUAGCAUAUUCCUAUGCUUGAGAAGUAUAGGUCUACUGAAAAACCAUUGUAAAUGGACGUUACAGGUAUGCUGUAUUUUUGAAGGUAUUUUGUUGUAUUAAGUUUGAUGAAGCUAAAAUUAGGGAACUCUGAACAGAUUUGCAGGAAAAAAAUGUUUUAAAGGCUUUAAAACAUUAGGGAGGCAGUCUAGGGUGAUAACGAACAAGGGUUAAGUAUUAAACACACUAAGUUAUAUUUUUGUUCAUGUUUCAUUGUCCAGAAAGCAGCAGGAAACUGUAGUUCAGUUGUGAUCAAGCAGGAAAAAAGAAACACCAACAAUAUGAGUGUUUAACCUUUUUAGACUCAAAGUCAAGCGAAGAUUUUUGAGGAAGACUUUGCUACCUGGGGUGUGUAGACUGACAGACUGAGGGCCAUCCGUGUUUGGAGGCCCAGCCCUUGAUUCUGAGACCCAUUUGAAUUUUUUCUCUCCCGUCAAAUGGCAUUAACAAUAUUGGCAAAGAUAAGUCCCUCAAAUAACUCUCCAUUUUCUUCUUUGGGAACUGAAGUCAGAGGCACAAACAUUAAAUCAUAUCAUUUUUCUGUAUACUUUUUUUUUUUUCUGGCCCGUCCCCUUGCCACUAAAACGCUCCUUGUCUGAUUAUUCAUGGGCAGAGGACCUCUUUCCAAUGCCGCUCUAUCCAUCCCACAGUCGUUUUCUUUCCUUUGAGGUUUGAACUAACUUUUCUGUUUCUUCACACCCUGGCACGACAGCUCCUCCCUGCCCCACAGUCAGGCGUGGGCUACGGGCAAGCCAAGGCACACUUCCCAAAGCUUAUAUUCUUCAUACUCUGACCGGUGAAGUGUAAAGGAACCCAGACUUCCCAGAGUCACAGUAUUCAGGCAGCCCAUCAGAAGAUGCAAAACCCAUCUCAAAAAGUUUGUCUUUCACUUUUCGAACCCUUAUCCUCAUAGGCUUUGAACUCUGUAGUUACAGUGUCAUAAAGUAUUUAUGAAAUCUGAAUUAAGAAAAAAAAUUUUUUUCCUUGUGAUUGUUUUUUUGGGGGGGAGGGAGUUUCUAAGAAUGUCAUUUAAUGUACUUGGCAUCAUAUCUGUUUGUCCCUAGUGGUGGUGGUCUCUCUCUCUCUCUCUCAUUCUCUUUCUCUCUUUCUUUCUUUCUUUCUUUUUUUCCUGGUAGCAGGCCUCCAUAGAACAAAUUUAAAACACAACUGGCAUGGUAAUGUACGGAGAGCUUCAGUGGCACCUCACCACCCACGCUCCGAGAUCUGUCCUAAGACAUAAGACAGUCUCAGAAAGCUGCACUGCCCCCCAGCACAGCUUUCAUUCAAAUCAGCUUCCAAGGCCAAUCUCGUCCUGAAGUCAAUGCAUGUAUUUACUGUUUGACAGUAAACCCGCUCUGCCUUCUCCACGUCCAAGGCUGUGCAUUCGUCUAAUUAGUGUCGUGUAUGUUUUCCUUUUAUUUUUUCCAAUAAAAAAGCAGUGGGAUGAAAAUUGCUUUGAUAUAUAGCAGGUAACAUUGAAGCUAUUCCAUAGCACUUAACUGUAGUGAAUACUGUGUCACCAAUUCUGAAAUCAAUUUAAUGUUUAAUGCAAAUCCAUUACAUGGUGCUAUUACAGGCUGACAAAAUGAUUUACACAAAUGUGACAACUUGGGCUCAAUUCACUCUGCUUUCCAACAGUGUAAAUGCAUAGCAGUGUUUAUCUGCAUGAGAACUAUGCACUAAUCUAUCUGAAGAAAAACUAUAUCAACUUUGGUAUCUACUUUCCGUUUACUUCAAUCCUUGCCUUUUUGGUCAUUGUUAUAAUGCCAGCUUUAGGACAGAAAGAAUUAUAAGAAAACCAGCAUAAUACCUGAUAUAUUAAAAUGUAGUGCCUGUGAAAUCUGUAUUAUAUUGCUCUUCUGAAGUAAGAUUUUUCUACACCGGUAGCCUUCGCUGUCUGUCAGUCAGGACCUUCUGGUAUAGGUGAUGUAAAAUAACCGUACAAUAUUAAUGCAUGCUAUUCCAUAAUGCUUAGUGAACUGUAUGAAUAUUACUCAAAAUUAUGUUAGUCUUUUUUUCUGACUUGGUUCUUGUCAGCUAGGUUUAAAGGUAUUUCACUGAGAAUGCAAAUUCUGUCUUUUCUUGAUUUCGGCUGUUUUCAGUAUUUUGGAGGUAUACAUUUACUUAAUUCAGUAUUACUUGUGUUUUUGUUUUCGUUUUUGUUUUUUGUUUUCUUUUUCUAGGGGACAAGCAUGGGUGUUUGAUUUCAGAAAUCAGUCCCUGGCAAGACUUUUGUCUCAAAACGACCAUUUGAAUUUCAAGAACUCUGCUCUGAAGACACCGAGGACAUUUCCAAAUGAGGGACAUUUUCCUUCACCCUCGACAGAAGCUUUGCUGAUCCUGAAACGUUUUCUUAAUGGACAGUGUUCAGCCAGGUACCCAUGCUUGAUCCGUCUUCACACCAGACUUCCUCAUAUUAAAAGAAAAAAAAAAAAAAACGAAAAAAAAUCUUUAUGAGAUCACGUGGCUAUUUAGUUUCAUGCACAGUUGCAAUAUUUUCUUCAAAAAUAAAACUCUGUACAAACUUUGGGCCCGAUUCAUAAGAAAAAGAAAUUGGCUAUUAACACGGGAUUUUUAAAAUACAACUAUUUUUUUUUUUCGGUCUAAAUUUGAAAUGACUUGCUUCCCAAAUGAAAUGUUUCAUCUCAUUUUUUUUUUUUUCCUAAGCCAGCACUGAUCUGCCUUUUAUGCCCCAAAGGGUUACAUAAUCAAAUUAGGCGGCCGGGGAAAUGGGGAGCAGAUACCAGAAAUGCUCAGAAAGAUAAGGGGGACCACCUGCCCUUGAGCAUGGUAACGGGGGAGGCAGCAGCAUGUGGGGGUCAGGACCUUGCCUGUGUGCCAUGCAUCAUGAAUUUCCACUUGUGGACUCCUGAAUCUAUUUAAUUAAAAAAACACAAUUUCCGAAGUAUGUCUGGACCACAAGCAUAUGUGGUAGAAGUGCCACCUCUAAUCCAACCAGAGCACCUUCAGGGUGGAAAAUACUCCCCAGCGUGUGCGAUGUGAACUUGUGUCUCUCCACGGUGGUUUCAAGGACAAAUGGUGUCCAAUGAAUGGGGCUAUUUUUCCUGCUGUUUUUAUGCUCAGCUUCUUAAAAUAACACAAGCUUUCUUCCCUUUUUGAUUCUAUUUGUGUUACUCUUAUUUUUUUUAAUUUUUAAUUUUUUUUAGUAAUAGUCUAUAAUUUAGCGCUUUUUUUUUCAAACAUCUCAACCGAAGGCCACAAGGCCACUGGCUACGUUGGGAUGGAGGCUUGAGAGAGCUGCCCUUUCUCCCUGGUCUCCGACUGCCUUUCUGCACUGCAAAGGCAUUUGGUAGCAUCACCACUGAGGUACUAGCUAGACCCAGAGCUGGAGCUUUAGCAGAUUCUAGGAGGUCCUUAAGGAAGACUUUCAAAGGCAAAUACACGACCCCCUCCCCUACUGCCCUGACCUUUGACCGGAACAUAGUUCACCGGGGGAUUUUCCCACCACCCUUAGAAAUCUGUCUGCUCAAGAUACCUCGGUUUUUUUUUCAUUUCAAAUUGUGCGGGGAGGGGAUUAAACACUUCCAGUGAUGAGAGAGCUGUUGUGACACUAAACACCCCCGUGUUAAUAAGUUGGCUUGACAUUUGUUUUUUAUGAGCCGGGCCCCCUGUGCCUCUAGUAUACUUGUAUUGACUUUCAUAGAUACCCUUUUAGUUUGACUGUGUUCUGUGAAAAUUUGUAAUUGGUUGAGAAUCACUGUGGGCGUCCAUUCUUAUUCAACUAAAUCUCCACAGGUUUUUUGAGCUGGUGUGGAUUAGUUUAACUCUUGUAUUCAACCAUUAGUGCUACCACCUUCUCACAUUACAAUACAAUUACUGGAAGCAAGUACUGCAUUUCCUAUGCAACAAAAAAGGAAAAUAAAAAAUUGCUAAUGCUA